Rotaria socialis is the source of this 594-nucleotide messenger RNA. NCBI's taxonomy places the organism in Eukaryota, Metazoa, Rotifera, Eurotatoria, Philodinida, Philodinidae. The record is from the annotation of a GenBank genome assembly.
AUGGCAUCCAACAAUAAAUACGAAUAUCUAAAUGAAACGUCGAUUGAUGAGCUUUUAAUAUGCCACAUUUGCAGAAGUCCUUUGGUUGAUCCUAUAUCAAGUCCAUGUCAGCAUACAGCCUGUUGUCAAUGCAUUAAGAGGUGGCUCAAAAAUACUUCAUCUUGUCCUGUAUGCCGAAAAUCAUUGGUAGAAAACGAUUUGAAACCUGUUACCGAGCGUAUUCUCCUCCAAAUGCUGAAUCGACUUAAAGUUAAAUGCACAGAAUGCGGACAAACAGAUCUGGAAAGAGGAAAUUUCAACGAUCAUAUUGAAAAAGCAUGCACCAAUUCCACUGUCGAGUGCCCAUCGGCAGCCAUCAAGUGUCCAUGGAGAGGGCAGCGAGAUCAGUUGAACGAUCAUUUAGCCACGUGUGUUUUUGAACCGAUCCGACCUAUGUUUAGCGAAUUGAUCAACGAGAAUCAACAACUAAAAGAGCAAGUUCAGCAACUUCAGAUGAAUAAUCAAAGACAGCAAGAUACCGGUGCACGUGAAAUGAACACAACAGGUAAUAUAAAUUCACUAAUUAUCAGAGAAGAUUGCCACGGUUCACAAUGA